Molecule: messenger RNA, 921 nt
Organism: Exophiala bonariae
Lineage: Eukaryota; Fungi; Ascomycota; Eurotiomycetes; Chaetothyriales; Herpotrichiellaceae
Exons: 1
Coding region: 1-921 (306 amino acids)
Source: RefSeq, a predicted model, not a curated record
AUGACGUUCGAUCAACCACUGGCAUCUCCAACAAUAGUAGUGGAAGCUGAAAUGGGAGAACCAUUUACACACCGCCCGGAGCUACACCUUCUGACGCUGCCACUCGAGAUCCGCAUAACGCUGUUCCGGCACCUCUUCCAAUGUCCGGACCCGAUAAAAAUCGAGUCGACACACGAAGAGCACGACCUCUUCUUCGACGACCCUCAAGAACAACAAGAACAAGACUCCCCUGAUACCGCCACCACCGCCACAAUAUCAUGGACGCUUCGCCGCCCCAAAACACCACAGAACGGGCUCUCAGCACAAUUCCUGCGGGUGAGCCGUGAAAUCCACGACACGGGCCUGCCCUACCUAUACAGCCUGAACCGAUUCGACUGCUCGUCGCGGUCCGCACUGCCGCUGCUCCUGACGCAGCUCCGGCCCAGCACGCGCACGAGCGCACACAUCCGGCAUGUGGUCCUGGACUGGGACCAGCUGCAGGACUUCGCGUGGUCGCUGGCCAAGCCGGCCCAGGUCGCCGCCACCAGCGGCAUCCAGGAGCUGCACCUCGCCAACUGGCGCAUGCGUGUCCUCGGCGGCUCCAGCUUCCUCUGGCGCGACUAUAAGUCGUAUGAGCGCCAACUGUGCCAGGCCGCCAAGGACAUCUGUCUGAAGCAUCCGCUCUUGCGCUGUGUCUUGCAGCGGCCCUUUCAUCGUCCGACGACGACGCCGGCGGCGAGGUCCGAGUCCGUCAGGGCGACGCAUCGUGUUAAAUGGCGCUUUGUCACGGCGGCCGUGGGUGAGCGGGUUGCCGCUUUGGGGCCUGCUGGACGCGGUGGAGAGAGGGUCGUCGAUUUGGACCAAGAACUGGCUUUACUGGCCCCGGCUGCUGGCAAGGAUGUCAACAUUUCGUCUUUACAAGGCGGCAUUGAUCCGGUCUAG